CUAGUGGUUUGUGUUUAAAAAAUAAACUGAAACCGGUCACAUUGAUUUUUUGUAAUAUUGCAUUUUGGCCCGGAUUAAUUUAUUUAUUUGCUUAAAUGGACCUACACACGCUCCUGCAACGUGCCCAGAACCUUACCAAUGAGGCGAGGGCAGAUUGCGAACUGCCGCCGGUGGAGAGGACGCUCCAACAGGUCCUCCAGGCCACCAAUGAGCUGCACGCGCGCGUCACACAGACCGGCGGGAAAGAGAUCCAGGCGCACAUCUUGCUGGGCUCCAAGGGCGUGGACCUGCCCAAGUUGAACCAGAAGUUGGAGGCCCUGAGUGCACGCAAAACCUUUGAGCCACUGGACGUUGUUAAGGCCGACACGGAUGUGUGCACCUUCCUGAAGAGCGAGCGCGAGAAUGCCAUUCUUUCGGUGAUCGAGGAUACCAACAAGAAUAUCAGCGACUCUGUGAGCAAGCAGAAGUGGGCCACGAUGAACAGUGUGUGGAAUGAGGAGAAAACCCGGCUGCUGGACGCCUUGGUGGCCCCCUCCCAGAACUUUAUCGACCUCCAGCGCCUGCCCGAGCCCACCAUCUUGAAUCAGUACUGCCAGCCACGAUCCUGCCUCGACAGCAUGGAACUACUGUACGCCCAGGAGAUUCGGCAGUACAACGAGUUGUUGCUGAAGGGCAGCAACCGUCCAAAUCUCGUGCAAAAGUUCGCCCAGUUGGCCAGCAGUUUCCGGGAUCCGCAGCUCACAGACAUGUGGACUCUUCUGGCCUGCGUGACGCAAGUGGGUGAGCCGCUGAAUUCCGAUCCCGUCAAGAGCCGUCAACAACGACCGGAGUUCGUGGCCUAUGCCAAAUCCUACUUGGAGCGCCGCUACAAGCUAUACAUGUCGUCGCAGGCGGGUGGCUGCUCCUCCAGCUCCCAACUGGCGCUUGCCUACGUAAGCCACCGCUUCAGUACACAGCAAACCAUUGGCCUCGUGGAUACGGUAGGCGGCAAGCCCCUGUGGCCGCUAGUCUACUACGGCCUGCGAUGCGGAUCCACCGAGACGGCGGUUAAGUUCCUGCGGGAGGCGGGAGCCAGUCACGACGACUUUGCGCAGCUGAUUGAGGACAGGAAUGCGGGUGAGAGUAAUUCCCGAAUCGAGAGCCAGCUGAGGCUGCAAUACGCCAACAAGAUUCGCAACUCCACGGACGCCUACAAGAAGGCCGUUUACUGCAUUCUCUUGGGCUGCGACGUCAACGAGGUGCACGGCGAGGUGGCCAAGACUAUUGACGACUUCCUGUGGAUCCGACUGUCAAUGCUCCGUCCGGGUGACGCCGUCGGCUACGGCCAUCUGCAGGCGCUGAUUCUGGAGAAAUAUGGCGAGAAGUACUUUAAUGCCAGCCAGCAGCCAUACCUCUACUUCCAAACCUUGGCCCUCACGGGGCAGUUCGAGGCCUCCAUCGAGUUCAUGGCUCGGCGGGACUCCACUCGUGUCCAUGCUGUACACAUGGCCAUUGCCUUGCACGAGUUGGGCCUGCUGGGCGGAGCUCGCAGCGUUUCGCAGCCACUGCUCUCCAUCGACAUCGUCGAUCCCCAGCCACUGCGACGCCUGAACCUGGCCCGUCUCAUCCGGCAUUAUGUGCAGCGAUUCGAGCGCACGGAUACCACGGAGGCCCUGCACUAUUACUACACGCUGCGUUGCCUGAGAGAUCCCAAAGGCCGCAACAUGUUCCUCUCUUGCGUUUGCGAUCUGGUGGUGGACAGUGGUGUCCUGGACACCUCCAGAUUCGACUUGAUAUUCGGCUCGCGCCAGGUUGGGGGUGACCAGGAUGAGGUUACAGGUGGCCUCUUCCAUCAGUUCAAUUGUCCGGAGUUCGACACCCGAACCAUGGCCGGCCUGGUUGCCGAUGAGCUGGCUUCGCGCGGAAACUUUGAGAUGGCGGUGCGUCUCUACGAAAUGGCUGGCAGGUACAAUCUUGCCCUGAAGCACUUGUCCAUUUUGCUGGCCCAAGUGGUGCAGUUGCCCACGCUUGAGGGCUCGUUACGGGCCCGCCUGGGACCGGAGGCGCAGCGCUUUAGCCGGCUUCUGGCCAGCGAUAGCAUCGAAGUGGAGCCCAAGAUGAGGUGCAGCUUCGUGCUGCUGCACGACCUGCUCUUGUUCUUUAACUAUUUUCACGAUGGUAAACUCAGUGCUGCCCUGGAGCAGCUGCAGCACACGCGACUGAUGCCUAGUACAACCGACGAUGUGGAGUUCUGUCUGGCCAAUGUGAAGAGGCUCAGCGGGGAGGUGAUCAAGGUGGUGCCCGACGUAAUUGUGGCAGCUAUGGAGAUUACCCACAACCAGUACAAGAAACUGAAAGCAGACGGUAACGCCGGCGCGCUGGACCAGAGCCAGAUGCACUCACUGAGGGAGCGGGCAAAGGCGCUGUCCAACAUGGCUGCAACCAUGCCGUAUCGCCUGCCCUACGACAUUAAUCGGCGGCUGAUGCAGCUGGAACUAGUAAUGUACUGAAUAAAGGUCUCUUAAGCUCUGAAAA
Molecule: messenger RNA, 2514 nt
Organism: Drosophila kikkawai
Lineage: Eukaryota; Metazoa; Arthropoda; Insecta; Diptera; Drosophilidae
Gene: Nup93-2
Product: Nucleoporin 93kD-2
Biological process (GO): protein import into nucleus; poly(A)+ mRNA export from nucleus
Cellular component (GO): nuclear pore
Molecular function (GO): structural constituent of nuclear pore
Source: RefSeq, a predicted model, not a curated record